GCUCACUUGGCUUCCUCUCGCUCGCGAGACAGCGCGAGCCCAGCAACUUGCUUUGAUGAUACGCGACAUUCAAGAGAAAAGCUACCUGGAAUUUACAGCUGGAAAGAGCCAGAGCAAUCCGGCAAUGCGGAAAUAGGUGGACUGUCCGUGUCACCGAGUUUGCAUCCCUCUCCCAGGCUGAGGUUCUGAGAGCUCGCGGGGAUUGCAAUUAAGUGACAACAAUUCUUUUUCUUUUUUCCUUCCUUUUUAUUAUUGCGCUCUUGUAUUCCUAAAAUUACGUACUGUAAAAUACACUACACGGAGGAUUUGUAGUAUUGUUUUGCUUUCUCUGAUUUUGGCUGUGGGCUAAGAAGAAGAAGAAGAAAAAAAAAACGAAAAAAAAAAAACACUUGGGGAUCAAAGCAACUUGCUGUCUCUCUUUUUUUUUCUUUUCUUUUUUUCUUGAGCAUCAAAAUGGACGUGUUGGCGAAUUACAGCAUUUUUCAGGAACUUCAGCUGGUACAUGACACGGGCUACUUCUCGGCGAUACCGUCGUUGGAGGAGAACUGUCAGCAGACAUGUUUGGAGCUGGAAAGGUACCUGCAGACUGAGCCCAAAAGGCUUUCAGAACUCUUUGACGAGGAGCUCGACUGCCUCCUCACACCAGCCUUAAUGAAGGGAGACAGUGAUGAGGACCUGAUGGACCCUUUGCUGCCCAGCUUAUCUGACGAGUCCAGCCCGCCACCUCAGCUUGUGUCCCUUCCAAAGAAUCUCCACACCCCAGCCAGUAUCAAGAGUACUGAGGCAGGGGUGAAAGAGACCACUGGAGGGGUGAAUCCUGCCCAGCUAAAUGCUGUCACAUCCCUCACACCACCUUCUUCACCUGAGUUGGGACGUCACCUUGUCAAGCCCACACAGACUCUUACUGCCACAGCCGAUGGCACACUAACACUCAAACUGGUGGCCAAGAAAGUGGGUCUUGGGGCAGCAAAGCUUGUGGCAACACAUUCGCUACCUUCACCAUCAAACCACGGAGCACAGAGUGAUGGAGAGGGAGGACCGGGAACAGUAGGGAGAGGGGACAUCCCUGAGAACAAAAAGAGGGUCCAUCGGUGCCAGUUUAAUGGCUGUAGGAAGGUUUACACAAAAAGUUCCCACCUAAAGGCACACCAGAGGACACAUACAGGUGAGAAGCCUUACAAAUGUUCCUGGGAGGGCUGUGAAUGGCGUUUCGCCCGAAGCGACGAACUGACGAGGCACUACCGCAAACACACCGGUGCCAAACCUUUCAAGUGCAACCACUGUGACAGAUGUUUCUCCAGGUCUGACCACUUGGCUCUGCACAUGAAGCGACAUAUCUAAGACCGAGGGAGAAGGGAGAGAGAGAAAGAGUGAGAGGAGGAGAACACUAAAAGAGCGAGAUCAAAGAGAAGAACAGGUGUGCACCGCCCAGAUGAAAAAAUUCACAACAGACAUUGGGUGCACACAAGGGGUCUGGCCACAAACUUCACCACAAGGAAUAUGCGAGGCAGCGUAGGCAAAUGUUGUUGGAUUCUACACAGUCCAGCCUUUUCAUCAGUGAUUAACCAUGCCUUACCAAGCCCUAGCUUGGAGGUCAGACACUGCCAAACACCUAUUUUUUCUUUUGUACAGUAACUCACCACAAGCAUGGGACAAAAAACAUGUGAACGCCACACCAUGUACAAAAUCCAAACGCACAUCUAUCAUCAGUUCUACUAGAGAAUUACGCUCAUUGUACAUUCUGGAACUUCCUUCUUUUCCUUUUCAAACCAAGGACACAUCACAUUAACAAACCUGCAGCCAUGUCGUAUACAGCAAGCAACCAAACUCGGAAAACAACAUUGCCAAUACAUUUUGAGGAGUGACCAGUGGAACUAGCAGCCAAAUGUAAUGCCUGGUUCCCAAAAGCAGGCUCUGCGUAAAAAAAAUAAAAUAAAAAUAACAACGCAGCAUCGGCAAUGCUCAGGAUGUGUGCUGAUUUCUUGUACUCUUCGCUCAGGAGCGAACUCUUCUCUGCUCUUCACGUCUGUCACCUCACAGGUGACUGAAACGUGCAGCGACACUUUCUUGCCUUUAUUAUUUUUUAAAGACGUGUUAAAAAAUGUUUUUCCUUCUGAGCUGAAAUGUCUUAAACUUCUGAAAAGUAAAAAAAAAAAAUUGCUUUGCAUACACAAGCAUAAAUGUGCACAUAUGGGCAAUGGGGGGGAAUUGUAAGCCCUUCUCAGUAUGCACAAGGUUCGACUCAGUGGCUGCUAUCUGGCAGUGAAAGCAAAAAGUUUGAAAAAGACAGAAACAGAAACCCCAAAAAGAUUGGGAUUGUUGGCUUGGUUUGAAAGGACAGACAUCUUCUGUUUUUCAUUUUGCUUUGCUCUGAUUUGAUCUGGGAAAAGCAAACCGAGCGCAACAUGGUGUCAGCACAGAUCUUGUGUGACGCUCUUGACACUGGAAAAGCUCUUUGGCUUUGUGUUGAUACUGGCACCUGUGUGAAAAUGUAGUCCUCUGUUGAACCAGGGCUAUGGGGGACGGAUGGCAGGAUGUUUGACUCUCAAGAUUGUGGAGCACCUGCUGGGAUCAGGAUCCAAAAGAACUUGGUGGCAUCAGCCCAGACAAACUUUGUCUGUUUCAUAUCCAUUGUCUGUGCUGAUUUUUUCAAUGUUCUCUGUGCUUUAUUUUUUCAUACAGUCAAAAAAUAAAAUAAAAAAAAUAAAUAAAAUAAAACAAAAAACAACUUGGAGGGAAAAAAUCAGAAAACAAAAAAAAUACUGAAAACACACACACACACACACACACACACACACACACACAAUACACAGAAUGGUGUGUUUGCUCUUGGCUUUUCCUGAGAAAAAAAAUAAAAACUCUGAAAAAGAAAAAUGCAGAACAAUAAUUACCAAGAUAAUGAACAGCGUUAAACACUGCAUGGCAGCCUCUUUCAGACAGAUACGCACACUCGUCAUUCGCACACAUACAUGCACAGCUUGCCUCUCAGCAUUAUUUGUUUUUCACCCAAAUCUUCACAGCAGUGUUUUAGCAAUUGUUGUUUUGUAGGAUUGCAUUCCAUACAGAUGUCAGACUUUAAAACGAAAGAUUGUUGAUACAUUCUGGUAAAUUAUGUUAAACCAUUAUGCUAAACUGGGCCUAGGUCUAGCUCUGUGUUAACAAUCAGCUUCUAAAUCAUGGGGACAAAAUAUAUAUCAUUGUUCCCAAGGUUGUGAAGCCUGCCGUGGCAUCGCAAUCAGGGCGUUUCCCCACCAACCCUCCUCUUCUGCAUUGAUUUAAUGGCUGCUGAGGGUGGAGGGGAAAUUGAAAGCCAUUAUGGAGUUCUCGCAGACUCUACUAAACGAUCCCAGAGUAUCCCCUCAGGGGACCGGAUACAAAAACUCUCAGUGCAGAACUGCCUCGGAGUGAAGGGUUGGUGCCUUUCUCUUGGUUUGAAGCCUGCUGAAAGCAGCACUUCGGUCACAUUUACAAACACAUACUGUACACGUGCCGUCACUACAUUUUACUCUGAAACAUCCAAUUGAUUUGAACAUUUUUAUUUUUUAUAACCUGGGUUUGGUUAGUUUUUCCAAGCUAAUUGCCAUUUUGUCUAGUGAAAUGCAAAGUCAUGCCAAACUUUUGAUGAAAUAGGGGAUGCAUUGGUUCAUCUUCAUUAAUGUUCAAUCAAUUGUGAUUCGUGGCACUUUCAGCGAGGAGCAGAACAUGUAUGUGAUGAUUGUAUGUAUGAGUUUCUGUAAAGCCAGUGAGUAGGACAUAUUGCUACAGUGUCAUAAUAGAAUUAUCAAUAACUUGCCACAUUUAUGGAAUUUCUGGGACAUUGUACAGCAUUCUCAAUGGGUCAAACCAAUUAGAAAGACUGAUAUUUAGAAAAACAGCUUUGAAAUUUUGCAAAAGGGUUAAAGAUCAAUUUUACACACUGAUCACAGUGAUGAAAAGCAACAUUUAUUUCUCACUGAUCUGGUCUCCCAUGACUGAGUUUUUUUUCCCUGUGAAAAUCAAGAUUCUGCUUCUUCCUUCAGUCACCAUAUGGGAUACAACAGCAGGAAAGCAGAUACCAAAAAAUAGUGUCAUAUCAUUUUUCUGACACUGAUGAACAAUGAAGCCACUGAACACAGUCUUCAAACCAACAUUUAAAAUAUACAUAUAAAUAAAAUUUAUUUAAAUACAGCUCAAAACCAUGUUGAAUUCAAAAUUAGAAAAGAAGAUCUCUUUUUUUUUUUUUUUUUUGGCCAUGAUGUUCCACACGUAACCAAAUGAAUAUGGAAUAGGCCAAUCAAAUUCAUUAGCAGGCAGCAUGCCGUGCAUAUCCCUUCACAUAUCAAGUGCCAUUUGAAACCCCCAUUCUCUCACUCUCAGAACAACAGCAGUGGUCUACACACUGUCAAUCGCACAGGCAUCCAAUGCAUACUUCGACUUUGCCCAAAGAUUUACGCAUUUGCAAAUAAACUGCUGGGUGUUGAAAGAGAGAAAGAGCAAUUGUACUUUAAAUUCUAUUCUAAACUCACAGUAUAGUAUAUCCCCAAUUCUGCCCUACACCAGCCUUGUUUUAAUUUGUUCUUGAACGUCUGUUUGACCAUUGGAUUGUCUCUAGUAUGUGUGCUUGUAAAAUAUGGUCAUGUUGGUCUGAAUGCUAAGUCAAAGAACCCUAGCCGUGAAGUUGCAAACAGCAAAUUAGUCGCAUCGGUUCUAGUUUAUUGCAUAGAGUCAGUGCAGGAUGUCUUAAGAAAUACUUUUGAGGUCAUGCAUGCCUUUAGAAACAACAUUCUGAACAUUGCCGAAACACUGGUUCAAAUGUUGAUUGUCUUAAAGCGAUAACUUACAUAAUUCUCAAUUCCUAACACAAUUCUGAAUUUCGAGUGUUUUACAUGACAGUUAAGAAUGUUUGGAAACAUUCUUAGGGAACAAUUUUGUGAACUAGUGAUUUGGGCACUCUUCCAGUGAAUCUCCCUUCCCAAGCUCUUUGCUUUAUAGCUUCAAAGAGGCUUAUGGCAGCUUUUUCAAUUUUAUACAAAAAGAUGCUUGAAACAUCACAAGGGGAUUUUAUGAAAAGGGUCAGAGGUGACUAAGACAACUUUUCUGUUCUUAAUGUCCUUUUUUGGAAUACCAUUUCACUCCAUAACUAACACUGGUCAUAGUUACCGCUAGCAUAGUCUGUUUAAUGACACAGCUGUUGAUUGUCUACAUAACAUUUUGUAGCAUUUCAAGAUGCACUUAUCAGAAGAACAUGUGAACAACUACAUUUUCAGCCUGUUCAAUAUACAGUAUAGGCUUCAAGGCGCAACAAUGUAACAGGUCAUUGAGCCGCAUUCAGGAAUGGAUUUGUGUAAAUCAUUCGCAAAACCAUUCUUACGUAAACUGUUGCAUUUAAUUCAGUGUGACAAUUAAAUAAGAAUGGUUUAUUGAACAUUUUUACUCAGAAAUUCACACUGCUUGUUUCAUGAAUGAGGUCCAUUGCUUUCAAACACACUCAGUGUAUCAAAAUAAAGUCUACUAUUCUGUGUACCUUGCCAAAAACUCACUGAAAUACGGAUUACACUCACUCAGUCAACGAGAGGUGAGAACUGUAAAGGUGGGUUUGUUUGGCCUCAUAUUUCUUGAGAUAUGCUGCAUCUUGAAGUGCAUCUGUAUCUGUGUUUGUCCAAAUUUGAUGUGUCAGCAAGCAGGGGAUUCAACAGGACUUUCCCUUCGGCUUUUUACAUUCCUGACUUCCCACCCCA
This is a messenger RNA of Myxocyprinus asiaticus (Chinese sucker), 5717 nucleotides long. RefSeq names its product Krueppel-like factor 7. Bases 454 to 1341 code for a protein of 295 amino acids. Gene Ontology annotation, molecular function: RNA polymerase II cis-regulatory region sequence-specific DNA binding; DNA-binding transcription factor activity, RNA polymerase II-specific. NCBI's taxonomy places the organism in Eukaryota, Metazoa, Chordata, Actinopteri, Cypriniformes, Catostomidae. The transcript is spliced from 4 exons. Gene Ontology annotation, biological process: regulation of transcription by RNA polymerase II. The record is from RefSeq and is a predicted model, not a curated record.